Molecule: messenger RNA, 2232 nt
Organism: Ceratosolen solmsi marchali
Lineage: Eukaryota; Metazoa; Arthropoda; Insecta; Hymenoptera; Agaonidae
Product: protein RCC2 homolog
Exons: 6
Coding region: 477-1940 (487 amino acids)
Biological process (GO): negative regulation of GTPase activity
Cellular component (GO): membrane
Molecular function (GO): small GTPase binding
Source: RefSeq, a predicted model, not a curated record
CCCUGUCCGUUUCUUUCUUUCGCACGCGACUUUCUAACUGCAGCCGUCGUCGCGACUCCGGCAGUUAUAGGGAAAGGGAUUAGGUUUGUAAUUACAUAGAAUGGCCAAUUGGGCAUAAUUGAGUUGAUUAAAGGCGGGGCAGCCAAUUACGGAACUUCAAGCCUCUAUUAGCCAAGAAGGAGCCUAAGCAAAAUCAACGCGCCAUUGUAAAAUUAGCUUAAAAUAAAAAGCCACCGCCACGGCACCAACGCGCGCGCAUAUCAUCGUGAGGCAGCCGAUUGCUCUGAACAAGCGGAGCGGCGCCUUUUCGUGAAAGGAUCAACAGCCCUGGAAAAGAGUUCAUUCUGUCGACGGCAGUGCCUGCUUCUGUCUAAGCGUUGGUUAACCCUUGAUUUUUACGGGGAGAUAGAGAGUGAGAGAGCAGUACAAACAACAGUUGCGCGCACUCCUGACCAAGUACUUGGGCGCAAUCGAGAAUGUCGUCCAAGAGGAAGAGCUCCACGACCAAGAGCAAAGCCAAGAGCAAGUCGCGUAAGGUCGAGUACGACGACGAGGAUAUCUCGAGCGAGCACGAUUCUGAAGUCGAGGACGAGCAGCAUCAGGAGAACGCCGACGGUGAGGAUACUACCGAGGAGGAUUUGGCCGAUCUCGCAAGCAUACCCGAGCUCCCCGCACCCGAGGGAGGAUGGGGCAAGCUAGGAACUUUGCUCAUGUGUGGGCUUACCAACUGGGAUAUAGCUGGGCGUAAAGCGCCUCCAAAAGGUUCUAAGGUAAAUAUUGGUCGCAGCUUGUGGAUUCCUCAUACUUUCAAGAACUUGAAUGGAGCUAGAGUCAGAUUAGUGGCUUCGGGUCCUGCUGCUUCUCAUAGUGUGAUUGUUACUGAAGACGAUAGAUGCUUAGUAUUUGGUAGAAAUGAUAAAGGUCAAUUAGGAGUCGGUGAUACAAAACGUCGAGAUGAACCAACAGAAGUUGAAUCGUUGAAAGGUCAUACGGUUAUAGCAGCAGCUUGUGGACGUGGUCAUACUCUAUUUCUGACUAGUCGUGGUAUUGUUUAUGGUGCUGGUGAUAAUAAAUUGGGUCAAUGUGGAGUUGGAAAAACUGAUGCUAUGAUUCUCACAGCAACUAAAGUAAAGUAUGCCGGUGCUCCUAUUGUGAAAGUUGGCUGUGGAGCUGAAUUUUCUAUGAUUUUGGAUGUUAAAGGUGGCUUACAUUCUUUUGGAAGUCCGGAAUAUGGUGCUUUAGGCCACAAUACAGAUGGCAAAUAUUUUAUAACCAGUACAAAAUUAGCUUUUCAUUUUGAAAAGGCUCCCAAGCGAAUUGUUAUUUACGUCGAGAGAACCAAGGAUGGACACAUAACGCCUCUAGACGGUGUAGAAAUCACGGACUUUAGUUGUGGUUAUCAUCACACUGUGGCUAUAGAUAGUAAAAAUCGUGCAUUUUCAUGGGGCUUUGGCGGUUUUGGACGUCUCGGUCACAACGAGCAACGCGAUGAACUCGUACCAAGACUUAUCAAGUUUUUGGAGCCACCGAAUCGCGGAGUCAAAGCAGUAUUUUGCGGCAGCACAUUUAGUCUCGUUUUAAAUGUACAUGGAAGCGUGCUGUUGUUCGGUCAAUCGAAACGCACCGGUGAGGCCAAUAUGUAUCCGAAACCUAUACAAGAUUUAUCAGGAUGGGACAUAAGAUGCGUCGCAUGUUCGCAAACAAGUGUUGUUGUAGCUGCAGAUGAUUCCGUUAUUGCUUGGGGAUGCAGUCCCACAUUUGGCGAAUUAGGUUUUGGCGAAAUGCGAAAAUCUUCAACUGUUCCAAUGGAGGUGAAAGCUUUAGAAGGAUUAUAUAUCACAGCUGUAACAUGUGGACUCUCUCACACUUUGAUGGUCUGUCGGGAUGAAUCGGAAGAAGAAAAGACAAAAAUUGAAAAACUCCAAUCAUAUUCAGUUUAAUGUUAAGAAACAACGAAAACUCAUUUUAUUGAAAUAUUUAUAUUCUCAAAGUUUUUGCACUGUUCAAAAGGGAAUUGAUGGAUCCGAGUUUGGAUUCUUUUAUAAUCCGUCAUGAAAAAGUAGUUCUUUUAAUUUUAUUGUAAGUCACGCUUUUACGACGUUCUGAUAUGACGUAAUUUCGCGUUUGAACCAAUAAUUUUAGAUGGGUUCGAAGCUAUUAGAGUCGCGGUGUAAAUCAAUAACAUGUAAUACUGAAUAAUUUAUUCAAUGUAUCCAAAAAAAAAAAAAAAAA